UUUAUUUAAUAGUGUUUUUUUAAUCAUGUAAAGUAAGAGUUCGUUGUCUUUAUAAAAUCAUUUCCUGUUGGGUGGAGUCAGUCUGUCUCUUUAGUUUCACUUUAACUUUUGUGUCGCAGCAAGAAUUUAAUCUGGAGGUUGAACUCGACUAAAGAGAAAGAAUCAGGACGACGUCGAUCACCAUCACGUCUCAUACCUGAUCUGGAAGAUAAAAUGUGUGAUGAGGACACCAGCAUGUCUAACAUCACAGAUGAUCGGCCUCGAAAGCGCCGCAGCAGCCUUGAGUUUCUACCACCAGACAUGUCUGAGUUGAGGGUUGUUCUUCUGGGGAACAGCUGGUCUGAGAGGAGUUCAGUGGGGAACUUGAUCCUGGGAGAGAACACGUUCAACACUGAGGAAGAAGCAGUAUGUUGUCUAAGAGUCAGAGGACUGAUUAAAGACAAAAAAGUAGUUCUCGUCAACACUCCAGAUCUGCUGCAUCCCAACAUCUCUGAAGAUGAACUCAGAAAACAUGUAGGAACCUGUGUGAGACUCUCUGAUCCUGGACCUCAUGUGUUGCUGCUGGUUCUACAGCCCGAAGACUUCACUGAGGAACACAGACAGAGACUCUGCAGAGUCCUGGACCAUUUUAGUGAUCGAUCAUUUCAUCAUUCACUGGUUCUGGUAUCAACACCCAGAGAGGAGAGAUCAGUAGAAAACUACAAGAACCAUCCUCUAUUAAAAGAACUGAUCAUAAAAUGUAGAUACAGAUACUUGAAGAGGAGGGAUAUUGAUCAUUCAGAGCUGUUAACACGUUUGGGUCAAAUAGUGAAAGAGAACAAUGGAGAACAUCUAGACUGUGAAGAAUAUGAAGACGCAUCAGCUGAUCUACCAGGAGAUAAUCAGACACAACACAAGGAAACAAAGACUUCUAUUUUCGGUUCAGUUAAAUCUGCCGGUCUGAAUGUGAUUAAAGAAAUCACUGAUCAUCUCCCUCUCUCCUCGAGAAACACUUCAUCCCACACAUCUGAUUUCAGGAUUGUCCUGUUGGGGAAAAGUGAGGACAAGAAGACAAAACUUGUCAACUUCAUCAUCAGACAUCAAGGUUUUCAACAUAAACAUUUACCAAUCAGACACUGUGUGGCCUCCUGUGGAAAGUGGAGAGGAAAACCAGUGACUGUGGUUAAAACUCCAGACAUGUUCAGUCUGUCUGUGGAAACAUUUGCAGAAGAGAUUAAGAGCUGUGUGAGUCUCUGUCCUCCUGGACCAAAUGUUCUGCUGCUGUUAGUGAAGCCUUCUAAUUUCACUGAGGAGAACAGAAAAACUAUAAAGUUCAUCCUGAGUUUGUUUGGACGAGACGUCUUUAAAUAUUCAAUGGUGGUCAUCACACGUGAGGAUGAAAUGAAUGUCUCUGUUACUGAACUCCUUAAAGACUGUGGAUGGAGACACUACAACAUGUUCAAAGAGGAUCACAACCAGCUGAUGGAGCAGAUUGAGAAGAUUGUUGAUGGAACCAGAGGAACCUUCCUCACCUUCACUGAAGAGACCAUCAAACCAAAGUUAAACCUGGUUCUGUGUGGGAGGGGAGGAGCAGAGAAGACUUCAGCAGUCAAGGCCAUUUUAGGUCAGACAGAGCUUCAUUCAGCCUCCAACUCAUCAGAGUGUGUUCAGAAUCAGGGAGAGGUGUGUGGACGUUGGGUUUCCCUGGUGGAGCUGCCUGCCUUGGAUGGAAAACCUCAGGAGGCAGUGAUGAAGGAAUCAUUGAGGUGUAUCUCCCUCUGUGAUCCUGAGGGCAUCCAUGCCUUCAUCCUGGUCCUACCUGUGGCUCCCCUCACUGAUGAAGACAAGGGAGAGUUAGAGAUCAUCCAGAACACAUUCAGCUCUCGAGUCAAUGACUUCACCAUCAUUCUGUUCACUGUGGAGUCAGAUCCAACUCAUCCAGCUGUUGUUAACUUUGUAGAAAGAGACAGAGACAUCCAGGAGAUCUGUCAACGUUUUGGAGGAAGAUCUUUUGUUCUCAACAUCAAGAACAAACAGCAGAUCCCACAACUGUUGGAGACUUUAGUAAAAGUCAGACUCUCCAAUGAUGAACCAAGCUGCUACACAACAGGAACAUUUGCUCAGGCUCAGAUGGAUAAAGUCUUACAACAACAGGAUGAACUUGAGAAGCUGAAAAGGACCAAAGUCUCCUCUGCAGGUGAUAAAGAGAAGCAGAGUCCAGAGAGUCUCAGGAUUGUGUUGAUAGGGAAGACUGGAAGUGGAAAGAGUUCUUCAGGUAACACCAUUCUAGGGAGAAAAGAGUUUAAAGCCAAAUCAAGUCAAACAUCAGUCACCAAACGUUGUCAUAAAGCUCAGGGUGAGGUGGACGGUCGUCCUGUUGUUGUAAUGGACACUCCUGGUCUGUUUGACUCAACUUUGUCCCAUGAAGACGUCAAUGAGGAGAUGGUGAAAUGUAUCAGUCUUCUGGCUCCAGGACCACAUGUCUUCCUGUUGGUGUUACAGAUUGGAAGAUUAACUCCAGAGGAGAAGGAGACACUGAAACUCCUCAAGGAAGCAUUUGGAAAGAAUUCAGAAAAGUUCACCAUCAUUCUUUUCACAAGAGGAGAUUCACUGGAACAUGAGGAGAUGACCAUUGAGAAAUACAUCAAGAAUGAAUGUGAUGAUUCCUUUAAGAAGCUGAUCUCUGACUGUGGAGGAAGAUACCAUGUGUUCAAUAACUAUGAUAGAAACAACCAGCAACAAGUCAGAGAGCUGAUAACAAAGAUUGACACCAUGGUGAAGGAAAAUGGAGGCAGCUGCUUCACCAAUGAGAUGCUGCAAGAGGCUGAAGCAGCAAUAAAGAAAGAAAUGGAGAGAAUCCUGAAGGAGAAGGAGGAAGAGAUGAAGAGAGAGAGAGAAGAACUAGAAAGGAAACAUGAGGAAGAAAAGGAAGAAAUAAAUAGAAGAAUGGAAAAAGAGAAAAAAGAUAUUGAACAAGAGAGAAAACUAAGAGCAGAGCAACUUAAAGAAAUGGAGGAAAACAUCAAGAAGGAACGAGAGGAAAGAAAGAAAGAACAGGAGAAGAGAGAAGAAGAAGAAAUGAAAAGAAAACAGCAUGAUGAACGUCAACGACAAAAGUGGGAACAAGAACGAGAAGAUUUGGAGAAAAAAAUCAAGUUAGAAUCAGAAAGAAAAGAAAUGAUUGAUAGAAAGCUGGAGGAGAGCAGAAAAGAGAUGGAAGAAAAACGAGAAGCCUGGGAGAAAGAACGAAAAGAAUGGUGGGAAAAACAAAGAGAAGAAGAUGAACAGAGACGACAGGAGGAGAAAACAAGAAUGAAAAAGAUGGAAGAAAUGAAAAAAAGUAUGGAACAACAGAGAGAAGAAAUUGAAGAAGAAAGAAAAGAGAGAGAAAGACAAUUUAAAGAAAUGGAGGAAAAGAUCAAGAAGGAACGAGACGAAAGACAAAGAGAACAAGAUGAGAGAGAAGAAGAAGAGAAGAAAAGGAAACAGCAGGAAGAAGAACAAGUACAAGUGUGGGAACAAGAACGAGAAGAUUUGGAGAAAAAAAUCAAGUCAGAAUCAAAAGAAAAGGAAACGAUUGAUAGAAAACUGGAGGAGAUGAGAAAAGAGAUGGAAGAAAAACGAGAUGCCUGGAAGAAAGAACGAAAAGAAUGGUGGAAAAAACGAAAACAAGAAGAUGAAAAGAGACGGCAGGAGGAGGAAACAAGAAUGAUAAAGAUGGAAGAAAUGAAAAAAAGUAUGGCACAACAGAGAGAUGAAAUUGAAAAAGAAAGAAAAGAGAGAGAAAGACAAUUUAAAGAAAUGGAGGAAGAGAUCAAGAAGGAACGAGAGGAAAGAGAGAAAGAACAUCAUGAGAGAGAAGAAGAAGAGAAAAAAAGAAAACAGCAGGAAGAACAAGAACGACAGGAGAGGGAACGACAACGACAUGACUUGGAGAAAAAAAUCAAGUCAGAAUCAGAGGAAAAGAAAAAGACAGAUAGAAAACUGGAGGAGAGCAGAAAAGAGAUGGAAGAAAAGAGAGAGGCCUGGGAGAAAGAACGAAAAGAAUUGUUGGAAGAGCAGAAGAAACAAGAACAAGAAGAUGAACAGAGACGACAGGAGGAGAAAACAAAAAUGAAACAACUUGAAGAAAAGUACAAGCAGGAAAAAGAAGAAUAUGAAAAGAAAAGAAGAGAAGAGGAGCAGAUCAGAAGAGAACAAGAGGAAAAAGAACGAAAACAACUGGAAGAAAAACUGGAGAAUCUGAAGAAGACGCAUGAAGAGGAAGCCAGAAAGAAAGCUGAAGAGUUCAAUGAAUUCAAAGAGAAAUAUAAGAAGGAAUUAGCAGAUCAGAAGCAACAAAUGAAAGACAAAGAUAAGAAGUAUGACCUGUUAAAGGCUCUUUCAGCCUUCAAUGAAAAAGAGAAGAGGGAGAAACAUAGAAGAGAAAUCAGUGACUUGGUGAAGUGUGUGACUGAAAAGAGAGGAAACAUGAAAAAAAUCAAAGAGUUACUGAUAAAACAUGAGAAUCAAAUGAAGGACAUGAAAAACAAAGAGGAAAAAGAAAAUCUGCAAAGAAAACAAGAAGAUGAAAUUAGUGACUUGAUAGAGGAACUGCUGAAGGAAAAGUCAUCGUCCUGUAGCAUUUUAUGAGCAGGUUGUUUUUGGCUCAGUGUUCCUCCUCUUGUUUCACCCGGACUCCUCAUCUCUGUCCUUUAGUUCCUGAUUGUGCUUCAGUGAAAAAUUACAACUACUUGUUCUGGUCUCAGAUCUCAAAGACUCGACUGCCACAGAGAUACUGAGUGAUGUUUCUGAACCUGGUUUAUCUGAGAUGUGUUCCAACAUAGUCAAACUAGCUGUUUAUCCCAAACGCGAUGAGGCAAAGCUCUGUCAUAACUGGUGUGAUGAUAUAUACUGAGAUUUUGCAUCUCAUUUGCAAAUAUUGUAAACAUUAUAAAUACUGUGCAGUCCAACUUGGUAUUUUUCUUUGUACCAUCUUUUCUCCUGUUUUUGGUUAGGGAGUGACGUAAGAAACCUGUUUUUUUAUUUUUUUUUAAUCUUAUUUUUGGGAAUAGGCAAGUGGGAUUUAAACCCAGCUUGUUUUCUAUUAUUUUAGGCCAUGCUCACCCUGAAGUCUUUAAUUUCGUUUGGGUAAAUAAAUCCCCGCUCUUUUGGAAUGAA
This is a messenger RNA of Mugil cephalus (flathead mullet), 5139 nucleotides long. RefSeq names its product restin homolog. NCBI's taxonomy places the organism in Eukaryota, Metazoa, Chordata, Actinopteri, Mugiliformes, Mugilidae. Gene Ontology annotation, molecular function: GTP binding. The record is from RefSeq and is a predicted model, not a curated record. Bases 214 to 4611 code for a protein of 1465 amino acids. The transcript is spliced from 9 exons.